AUGGCUUCAAUGGUUCCUCCUCCAGACUUCGACCCGUACACGCAAGAGUUCAUGGUACUAGGCCCUGAUGGCCAGGAAAUUCCCAUUUCCAUGCAGACAGUGAACGAAUAUCGUCUCUACACCGCACGACUGGGCCUUGCCUACGGUUCCCAGAUCGGCGCAACCCUGCUUCUGUUGCUGGUGCUAUCUCUCUUGACCCGCAGAGAGAAGCGCAAGUCUGGAAUCUUCAUUGUCAAUGCCCUGUGUCUAGUUACCAACACCAUCCGCUGCAUCCUCCUCAGUUGCUUCGUGACCAGCACCCUCUGGCAUCCCUACACCCAAUUCUCCCAGGACACCUCCCGCGUCUCCAAAACCGACGUCAACACCUCCAUCGCCGCAAGCAUCUUCACCCUGAUCGUCACAGUGCUCAUCAUGAUCUCGCUCAGCGUACAGGUCUGGGUCGUCUGCAUCACCACCGCGCCUUACCAGCGCUACAUGAUCAUGGGCGCAACCACCGCGACCGCCAUGGUCGCCGUCGGCUAUAAAGCCGCCUUCGUCAUCACCAGCAUCAUUCAGACGCUCAACGGCCAGGACGGCGGGUCGUACCUCGACCUCGUCAUGCAGUCCUACAUCACCCAAGCCGUCGCCAUCAGCUUCUACAGCUGCAUCUUCACAUACAAGCUUGGGCAUGCUAUUGUCCAGCGCCGGACCCUUAACAUGCCGCAGUUCGGGCCCAUGCAGAUUAUCUUCAUUAUGGGCUCCCUCUUCACCGGCCUCCAAUUCGUCAAAAACGUCGACGAACUCGGCAUCAUCACGCCCACCAUCGUGUGCAUCUUCCUCCCGCUUUCCGCCAUCUGGGCCGGCGUCGUCAACGAGAAGGUGGUUGGCGCCAACGGCCCCGAUGCACAUCACAGACUGCUGCAGGGCGAAUUCUACCGCGCGGCGAGCAAUUCGACGUAUGGGAGUAAUUCGAGCGGGACUGUGGUGGACAGGAGCAGGCAGAUGAGCGUAUGCACGUGUGCGAGUUCGAGCCCGUUUGUGAGGAAGAAGAGUGUGGCCGAGUGGGAUGAUGAGGCUAUCCUCGUCGGGAGGGAGUUUGGGUUUUCGAGGGGCGAGGUUGGGGAGAGGGGUUGA
Molecule: messenger RNA, 1113 nt
Organism: Parastagonospora nodorum SN15
Lineage: Eukaryota; Fungi; Ascomycota; Dothideomycetes; Pleosporales; Phaeosphaeriaceae
Exons: 2
Coding region: 1-1113 (370 amino acids)
Biological process (GO): G protein-coupled receptor signaling pathway
Cellular component (GO): membrane; G protein-coupled receptor homodimeric complex
Molecular function (GO): pheromone binding; mating-type factor pheromone receptor activity
Source: RefSeq, a predicted model, not a curated record